This is a messenger RNA of Cannabis sativa, 2291 nucleotides long. Its product is annotated as protein FREE1. Bases 186 to 1922 code for a protein of 578 amino acids. The transcript has 10 exons. Lineage: Eukaryota; Viridiplantae; Streptophyta; Magnoliopsida; Rosales; Cannabaceae. The record is from RefSeq and is a predicted model, not a curated record. Gene Ontology annotation, biological process: intralumenal vesicle formation; multivesicular body assembly. Gene Ontology annotation, molecular function: metal ion binding; ubiquitin binding. Gene Ontology annotation, cellular component: late endosome membrane; ESCRT I complex.
CCCUAAUAUUCUUUACUUCAUCAAAUUAAAUCAUAAAUUUAAAACAGCACCAUCAACACUUCUUCUUCCUCCUUCUAUACGCUUCAUCUUCUUCUUCUUCUUCUUCUUCAAACCACUUUUACCCAAGAGAGAGAGAGAGAUCUCCAUAGUCAAAGCCUUGAAUCUCCAACAGCCUAACCUUAACGAUGCAGCAAGGCGAUUACACUUCUCUCCCCUAUUAUCCUCCUUACAAUCAAUUUCCAAACCCUAAUCCCAAUCCCAAUCCCAACCCCCACCCCCACCCCAACCCCAAUUCCGAUCAUCUUCACACUUCAUUCGCUUCCGCCCCACCGUUCAACUCCGGAUACGCUCCCAACGACUACUCUGCUUAUCCCCAAAACUACCCUGCUUAUCCUCAAAAUCCCGAUCCUGCUCCUCCCACUGCUCCUUCUUACACCCCUCCUUCAAACCCUAAUUUGCAGUCCUUCAAUUCCGCUUCUCAGGCCACUUCUUUCCCUCCGUUUGAGGCCCACACGCCUUAUCAACCUCCGACCCAGCAGCAGCCGUACUUUCCCACGUACGAUCAGCAUCAGACGCCUCCUAAUUAUGCUCCUACUGCAGCUUCCGUGCCUUCAAAUCCUAGCCCCACCCCGAAUUCUCAAUAUUCCUCUGUAUAUUCCUCUUCGUAUGGUCAAUCGGGAGCUUCGGUGCCGCCCGUCUACGAUAACCCAUAUGAGAAUUCUGUGAAAUACGAUCAGGGUAGUGGUUAUUUAGAUGAUAGAUACGGAGGUUACAACCAGAGGCCACGGUCCGAUUUGGGAUCGGAUCUGUAUGGAAAGCGAUAUGAUUCGGGUCGGGACGAUGGAUUCGGAGAUGGAGUUUAUGCUUACCAAGGGAACAAGGUUGAGCCGUAUGGGUCUAGGGGCACUGCGCCUAAUAAGUCAUCGACUUUGUUCGACGAUUAUGGGAGAUCGAUUAGUUUCUCUUCCAGUAAGGAUUCGAGUAAUAGCUCGACCAAAAUUGUGAGAGCGGUCCCCAAGGCGGAGGUACAGCAAGACGUGAAAAGUGGGGUUCAGAAGUUUCGGGUUAAGCUGUUAGCUGAAAGUGGAGGACAGAGUACCAUGGACGUUCUUUGCCAGAUUGGUUUGGAUGGAAUUCGCAUGCUUGAUCCUAAUACCAGUCGGACAUUAAGAAUAUAUCCCCUUGAAACCAUUACUAGAUGUGAAGUGAUGGAUUCAUCUACCUUGGCAUUUUGGUCAAAGAGCUCUGUAGACAUUGAGCCAAGGCGUAUUAGACUCCAGUCAAGUAGUUAUACAACCAACACUCUUUUAGACACUGUUACUGCUGCAACUGUACAGGUGAAGGAAAUGGGUGGAAGUAUUCGGCCUUCGGAGUCUUUCAAGAUGAAUGAACAGUCUACAGAGAAAAAGAAAGGGUUUACAGAUUGGAUGAACUUAGUGAAGCCUGUCAAUGAGGAGAAGGAUCAUUGGGUCCCUGAUGAAGCAGUUACAAAGUGUACAUCAUGUGGAACGGAUUUCGGGGCUUUUGUGCGCAAGCAUCAUUGUCGAAACUGUGGAGACAUUUUCUGUGAUAAGUGCACCCAAGGUAGGACUGCUCUUACUGCUGAUGAGAAUGCCCAACCUGUUCGUGUUUGUGAUCGAUGCAUGGCUGAAGUUACUCAGAGGCUGAAUAAUGCUAAGGAUGUCGCAAGUAAACCGGCAGGAUUGCAUAGCCAUGAGGAUCUUGCUAAGAAGCUUCAGGAGGAGAUGGAGAAGAACCGCAAGUCAUCAUCAGGGUCAAAAUCAGAUGGAUCAGGGAGGCGGAUGAGAGAAGUUGCCUGUCCUAUUUGCACGGUCCAUUUGCAGGUUCAAGUUCCCAGCUCGGGUUCAGAAACGAUUGAAUGUGGAGUUUGCCAGCAUCCAUUUCUUGUCAGUUCUCACUGAUCUUACACAUUUUUUUAUGGCGGGAGGAAGGUGCUUAAUUUGCUGUUGGAGUUUCCAGUUGAAUAUGUUAUAGCAUUUUUAUUGGUUCUGUUUUUUAAUCUGAUGGCCUCUGCUUCCACAUUAUUUAGCGUGUGUACAUGGAACAUUUGAUUCGAAAGAGUCCCAUCCAUCUACUGCUAAAUCAACUUAUUUCUUUUUAUUAUUAUUAUUGUAAAUGGCUGUUUAUGUGGAUAUUAAUAUAUGUAAAUGUUUUCAACUAACAAUUUGUGGGUGUGUUUUUAAAUUAUCAAUGAACUGAUGAAAUGAUAUUACUCGUUUAGUAUUACUCAUCAGAAUAAUAUUAACAAUCUCGAUAAAUAAUGUUUUUAA